Hemibagrus wyckioides is the source of this 2768-nucleotide messenger RNA. It is a transcript of the gene tmem145, whose product is annotated as transmembrane protein 145. Gene Ontology annotation, biological process: G protein-coupled receptor signaling pathway; response to pheromone. The coding region runs from base 97 to 1710 and encodes 537 amino acids. NCBI's taxonomy places the organism in Eukaryota, Metazoa, Chordata, Actinopteri, Siluriformes, Bagridae. The record is from RefSeq and is a predicted model, not a curated record. The transcript has 15 exons.
GGGAACGUGCAUUGUGCCUCUGUGAACUGCAGCUCUUCGUCUCGUCCGUGAGCUGCGCACUCCUGUCCUGGAAACCGAGCAAAGAGCAGGGGGAAAAUGGAUAGAGUUCUGAGACUUGCCAUUGUGGGGAGUAUCCUGUGCGAUGGAUCUGUUUGGGGGAAGUACGUCAAGGGUGUCGUGAACACCAAAGAGGACUGGGUGUUUCUGACGAGGUUUUGUUUCCUCACUGAUUUUGGCAGACUGGACUUCAAGUUUCGUUACCCCAAGUCACGCUGCUGUCAGAACAUAUUGCUGUACUUUGAUGAAAGCUCACAGUGGCCAGCUGUAUACAAAAGGCCAGACAAGGACUGCUAUCAGAAAGAGGCCGUCCUGAGGCCUGAAAACAACCAAGUCAUUAACCUUACCACCCGUUACACCUGGUCUGGAUGUGUGGUUGAAGAAGAGGAUGAUGAAGAAAUCCUCAGCUGUGUCGGAGGGCGUAGCUUCCGUUCAGUCAGAGAGAGAUGGUGGUAUAUUGUGCUCAGCAAGUGUGGGGGCGGAGGGUUACAGCUGGAGUAUGAGAUGAAGCUAACUAAUGGGCAGUCUUUCUGGAAACAACAUUUUUCUGCAGACGAGUUUGGAAUUCUGGAAACCGACAUCACCUUCUUGGUUAUAUUUGCCAGUGUAUUUUCUCUCUCCUGCUAUUUUGCAUAUAACCUGAAAGGAAGACAGCUGCUCCAUACCACAUAUAAGAUGUUUAUGACAGCAGCUGGAGUAGAGGUUUUCAGCUUGCUCUUCUUUUGUAUCUACUGGGGUCUGUAUGCCAGAGACGGAGUGGGGAACGGGUGUCUAAAGAUACUUGGAAAAUUGCUGUUCUCUGUGAGUUUCCUGAUUUUCCUCCUGAUGCUGAUUCUCUUGGGGAAAGGCUUCACUGUCACACGAGCAAGAAUAAGUCACAGUGGCUCUAUCAAGCUGUCUAUCUACAUGACCAUCUAUACAAUUACCUACAUCAUCCUCUUCAUAUAUGAAGCUGAGUUUUUUGACCCAGGUGAAGUCCUGUAUGCGUAUGACAGUCCUGCAGGAUAUGGGCUGAUGGGCCUCCAGCUGCUGGCGUAUGUGUGGUUUUGUUAUGCUGUGCUGGUGUCUCUUAAGCAUUACCCAGAGAAACAGCCAUUCUACAUCCCUUUCUUUGCUGCGUACACUCUCUGGUUUUUUGCCGUACCCGUCAUGGCUCUUAUUGCCAACUUUGGUAUAUCUCGAUGGGCCCGGGAGAAGAUUGUGAAUGGGAUUCAGCUUGGCAUCCACCUCUAUGCCCACACUGUCUUUUUAAUCAUCACACGUCCAUCAGCAGCUAAUAAGAAUUUCCCCUAUCACGUCCGAACAUCUCAAAUCGGCAUACUACUGUCAAGUCCUAAAGAGAUGGGGGCAGAGGGCUUCCCUCAUCAUGCCUAUGGGAACAGCUCCUUUUUGGGAGACUCUCAGCCUAACUUCACUGAACUCUUCUCCAUCCAGUCAGUCUCUGUGAAAAAUAUCAACGAUGCCAUGGGAUUCAAGGGACAAGAAAUGGCUGUGAACGCCGAGCAGAAAAUCAUCACCACGUCAUCACCGGUUGACUUUUCAACAACAUUUAGUCCGGCACCAGCCAGCUCUGCUCUAUCGCCUCCUCCGAGGCUGUCCUCUCAUUUUACUGAGUAUUUCAGCAUGCAGGGCAGAACAGUCUCUCAAGCAUAGCGAAGUAGACUUAGGUCUUUGGUGGAAGUGACAACUGAGUUCGAGUACAAAAGUGUGUUAGUGAUUUGUGGGGAAAAAAAUGAUUCCGUUGUGUAGGAUGUGCAACAGGAUUUGCAGCAGAGAGGCUAGGGGGAGAUAUGAAGUGCUAAAUUUAAAGCAAUAAAUAUUUCAGCCGGAUAAAGGUGACUCUCGAGAGGACAUUUUGGUUGUACAUAUAAUUACCAAUAGCACAGCACAGUAUAUUACGAAUGUAAGAUAUUCAGUAUGCAGAGUUUUAAGAUACAGAUAUUUUAUGUGUACAUGUAUAGAAGUGUAAGAUUUUUUUAAGUGUAAAAAAAAAAAAGGUCACGUUUUUGUUUUUGUUUUUGUUUUUGUUUACACACUUAUUUUCCAAGUGGUGCUGUUAAUAUUUGCAUUUUCAUGCCAUUUUAUUUGAAAAGAAGAAGCAACAAUUCACUGAAUAGUCUCAUGUUUCAGUUUGUUUGUUGUACAUUUUAUAUAUGAUGAUCUUUAAUUUGCAUCCAUCUUUUUAUGAAAAUUCGACUACUUGAGAAUUAUCAUAGUUAAUAGGGAUCUGCUUACGGAAGGGAAGAAAUACCCCCCCCCUUGAAAUAUUUCUCUAGUUCAGUACCUGCAAUAAUUACCUUUAGUAUUUGUGUGCAUGUUGCUUGUAAACGACCGUAACUUCUAACCUCGUUAUUAGUUUUGCUCUGCACCAGGAGCAAAUAUGGCCCUGUAAGCCCACAUAUGACCCAGUGCAAAUCCUUAGGGUAAGGAAUGGCAAAUUAGUAAUGAUAACAAUAAAAAAAAGAAACAAUUUUAAUUCAGAACUGGUUAUAGGAUACAUUACAUUUGUGUAUGUCCAUUUUUUUUCUGUAAUAGAGAAUGAGAUAUAUAUAUAUAUAUAUAUAUGUACUGCAUGUCAGACAAUUCAGCACAUGGUUAUUGGUGAGGUUCUUUGGCAUAGUGACAUAACUCUCCAUUAACUGAGACGAUGGCACAUUUUAAGUUUCACAGCAGAUUUUAAUAAAUAAAAACAAUUAUUUAUGUAACUUGUA